CUCUCUUCCUUUUUUCCCUUUGGUCAGCAAGGGAAACCCUCUUCUCUUCGAGCAGACCUUGAAGGAUAUAAUUCCAACUCGGACUUUUUAUUCUUCCUCUGCAUCCAUCAUCUUUGACCUAGGAUUCGCUGUGCUGCAAUACCUGCCUUACACUCAACCUCUCCAUCCUCUGCCAACCCCCCUCUCCACCUACGACCAUGGCGUCGCCGAAGAAGAAAAUCGCCAUCAUGACCUCGGGAGGCGACUCCCCUGGCAUGAACGGAGUUGUUCGAGCCUGUGUUCGCAUGGCGCUGCACAUGGGCUGCGACGCAUACUGCGUGUACGAGGGAUACGAGGGCCUGGUCAAGGGCGGCGAUUACAUCAGGAAGAUGGCGUGGGAUGAUGUCCGUGGCUGGCUGUCCGAAGGUGGCACACUCAUCGGAACGGCCAGAUGCAUGGAGUUCUAUGAGCGGCCUGGCCGUUUGACCGGCGCCAAGAACAUGGUCCUGAAUGGCAUCGAUGCGCUGAUCAUCUGUGGCGGUGACGGCUCGCUCACUGGUGCCGACAAGUUCCGAGCAGAGUGGCCUUCGCUAUUGGACGAGCUCGUCCAGAAGAAGGAGCUGACCAAGGACCAGGUCGCUCCCUACAAGCACCUUAACAUUGUCGGCACCGUCGGCUCGAUCGACAAUGAUAUGUCCGGCACAGACGCCACCAUCGGUGGUUACUCUGCCCUCUCCAGGAUUUGCGAGAUGGUCGACUAUAUCGAGGCAACAGCCUCGUCGCACUCGCGCGCUUUCGUCAUCGAGGUCAUGGGCAGGCACUGUGGCUGGCUGGCCCUCAUGGCCGGGGUUGCCACUGGAGCCGACUUUGUUUUCAUCCCAGAGAAGCCUAGGGAGGACAACUGGAAGGAGGAGAUGUGCUCGAUUGUUCGCAAGCACCGCAGCCUUGGCAAGAGGAAGACUAUCGUCAUCAUCGCCGAGGGCGCGCAUGACAGACACAGCAACAAGAUCUCACCGAACAUGAUCAAGGACCUCCUGGCCGAUCCCAAGGGCCUCCACCUCGACACCCGGAUCACAACCCUUGGUCACGUCCAGCGAGGCGGUACCGCUGUUGCCUAUGAUCGGAUGCUGGCCACUCUACAGGGUGUCGAGGCCGUCAAGGCUGUACUCGAGGCCACACCCGAGACCGAGACUUGCUUCAUUGCUAUUACCGAGAACAAGAUCGUCCGGCGGCCGCUGAUGCAGGCAGUGAUAGACACCAAGGCUGUGGCCAAGGCCAUCGAGGCGCAGGACUUUGACAGGGCCAUGGCACUUCGUGACACCGAGUUUGCCGACCAGUACGCAUCAUACAUGCUGACAACGACAGCAAACCUGAAUGGUGAACACAAGCUGCCCGAGGACAAGCGCAUGCGGAUCGGCUUCAUCAACGUUGGCGCGCCAGCAGGUGGAAUGAACGCCGCCAUCCGGGCUGGUGUGGCAUACUGCAUCUCCCGCGGGCACGAGCCCCUUGCCAUCCACAAUGGGUUCGCUGGGUUUGCCAGACACCACGGCGACAAGCCAGUAGGAGCUGUACGGGGCUUCGACUGGCUGGAGGUGGACGGCUGGGCCAGCAAGGGUGGUUCUGAGAUCGGUACCAACCGUGAGCUGCCCAAGGAGUCGGGCAUGGAACACAUCGCCAACCUUAUCAAGCAGUACAAGUUUGACGCUCUCUUUCUCAUUGGAGGCUUUGAGGCCUUCCAUGCCGUGUCACAGCUUCGUAUCGCGCGGGAACAGUUCCCUUCACUCCGCAUUCCCAUGGUGACCCUGCCAGCCACCAUCUCCAACAACGUUCCCGGAACCGAAUACUCGAUUGGCUCCGAUACCUGCCUGAACGAGCUGAUUGAUUACUGUGACAAGAUCAAGCAGUCUGCCUCAGCUGCCCGCCGCCGAGUCUUCGUGAUCGAGACCCAGGGCGGACGCUCUGGGUACGUGGCCACUCUUGCGGGCCUCGGCGUCGGUGCUGUUGCCGUAUACACACCUGAGGAGGGCGUCAGCCUGGGGAUGCUCGAGGCAGACGUGCGCCACCUCAAGAACGUGUUCGCCAAGGACAAGGGCCAAUCACGCGCGGGACGGCUGAUUCUGAUAAACGAGAAGGCUUCCAAGGUCUACAGUGCGAAACUGAUCGCCGACAUCAUCCGCGAGGAGGCUCACGACCGCUUCGAAUCGCGGGACAGCAUCCCAGGACAUGUGCAACAGGGCGGUGUGCCGUCGCCCAUGGACAGGUGCCGUGCCGCUCGUCUCGCCAUCAAGUGCAUCCAGCACCUGGAGAAUUUCGGGCGCGAUGCGGCGGACCGUGUCAUGUCAGACCCCAUGAGCUCUGCGGUCAUCGGAAUCAGGGGUGCGAGCGUGGUGUUCACACCCAUGAAGGAGGUCGAGGAGAAGGAGACGGACUGGGCCAACAGGAGGCCGAUCGAGGAGCACUGGGUAUACAUGAAGGACACAGUCGAUAUCCUGGGCGGCAGACCUCCAUAUCCUAAGCCCGAGCAGAAGUUGACGGGGCUGAAGGCGAAGGACGUUAAGCGUGGUCUAGAGUAAUUGUUUGGAGAGAGAGAUACACCCUCACUACCUAGAGUUAUUGACUUCUCGACUCUUGAAUCAAAACACAAUCU
Cryphonectria parasitica EP155 is the source of this 2626-nucleotide messenger RNA. RefSeq lists its product as uncharacterized. Bases 198 to 2552 code for a protein of 784 amino acids. Gene Ontology annotation, cellular component: cytoplasm; 6-phosphofructokinase complex; mitochondrion. Gene Ontology annotation, biological process: canonical glycolysis; fructose 6-phosphate metabolic process; fructose 1,6-bisphosphate metabolic process. Lineage: Eukaryota; Fungi; Ascomycota; Sordariomycetes; Diaporthales; Cryphonectriaceae. Gene Ontology annotation, molecular function: ATP binding; AMP binding; monosaccharide binding. The record is from RefSeq and is a predicted model, not a curated record. The transcript has 2 exons.